Molecule: messenger RNA, 2235 nt
Organism: Archocentrus centrarchus (flier cichlid)
Lineage: Eukaryota; Metazoa; Chordata; Actinopteri; Cichliformes; Cichlidae
Gene: eef1e1
Product: eukaryotic translation elongation factor 1 epsilon 1
Exons: 4
Coding region: 25-546 (173 amino acids)
Biological process (GO): positive regulation of DNA damage response, signal transduction by p53 class mediator
Cellular component (GO): aminoacyl-tRNA synthetase multienzyme complex; cytoplasm; nucleus
Source: RefSeq, a predicted model, not a curated record
AUCGCCCGUGUGACGGUCACAAACAUGGCGUUGCGGGAGCUAUCGUCGCUGGAGAAAUACCUGGGACAAAAAAAGGCAAACAAGUACAGUACACAGGGGAAUAAAAAGGUACCUGUGCUACAGAAUAAUAAUGGUCCUCCGCUGGUGGGGUUGGUGACCAUCGCCUGUCACCUGGCGAAAGAGGCCAAGCGCCCAGAGCUGCUGGGUGACACUGCAGAGAGCAGAGCGGUGGUGCAGCAGUGGCUCGAGUACCGAGUGACGAAGCUCGACAGCUGCACAAAGGAAGACAUCAAGACCGUCCUGAAGGAGCUCAACCUCUACCUGCAAGACAAGGUCUAUCUGGCUGGGAACCAGUUCACCUUAGCUGAUGUUUUUAUGUACUAUGGAAUCCAUCCACUCAUAGUGGACUUGGCCAUCCAGGACAGGGAGCAGUAUGUGAAUGUUACUCGUUGGUUCGACCACAUCCAGCACUACCCCGGCGUCCGACACCACCUCCCUCCAGUAGUUGUGCUCAGGAACAGAAUUUACACCGGCAGACUCCACUGAGACCCGGCCGCCACCCCCAGCUCAGCCGGGCUCACUCAUCACUGUCCUGCUGUUCUUUGGGCUAAACCUGGGCAGCUCAUGUCCUACGCAGACUGUGUCACAUCCCCAUCAUAACCUCCGUACUGUCACACUGAUCUGCUGCUUUCCGGAUCGUUACUCUCGCCUUCAUGUUUUCUUCUAGUCACAAACCUGGACUCAGGUCUUUGGUUAUCUGGGUAGAGAAUAAAAAGGAAAAACGUUUUAGUGUGCUAGGUACUAUUAAGGGAAUAAUUGUAUUAAAAAUGUAAUUCAGCUCGCAUUCUUUCACACAAGGUUACCAUUUUUAAUAAAUAUAUUGCCUGAUUGAGUAGGAUUUUUGUUUUAGCAAAGGGUUAGGGAGGAAAGAAAGAAGGGCGUCUGUCACUAUAGCCCGUUAGUGAUCGAGUAAGGCUAACACUAUACGGAGUCCGGCACCUUAAUGCUUCUUCAGUGAUAAAGAUGAUCUGUGUUUUUGACUUUGGGAAGUCUUGCAGGGUUCUGCGGGUUACAGUAAAGUGCUGCUAGCUUGGCAAAAAGGUGUUUCUAUUUAUGAAUGAUUCUUUGUUUAAUCUGAGCCUUGAACAUGUGAUGAGUAUUACAGUUUCAAAGAAGAUUUAAGAUGUUACUUAACUGGAAGCACGUUGUGUCCUUGGGGAAAUGCAGCUUCCUCCAUCCGACCUCGGUGCUCUCACUCAUAGUUUGUUCCAGUUUAUGAUGCUGCAUGUUCCACAGUAUUACCUUUUUCCUGUCCCAUAGUAGCUGAUACUAUUUAGUUAGGAUUUAGUUUUUCACAUGCGUUGAACGGACAGUUUAGUUUCUGUGUGUUUGUGUGCGUGUUUUUUGUUCUUUUCCUGAUUACAUCCCCGCUCCGUGUUCCACUUCCUCACCACCAGCUGUGUGGGCAGCAGUGAGCAGUUGAGCGUCAGCCCCAGAGUCAGAGAUCAGAGUGAGGCUCCAAUCAGUCCCACUACCACCACUGUUGAUGCUGCAGGCCAGAGAGAGGGCAGCGGGCUCACCAGCUGCCACACAGAUCCAGCCAGCCAAGGCCAGAACCCAGGCCCCUGGGCGACAGUCAGCCACUGUGUGUCAUUUCAACCCUCACGCUCCCAUGGGGCUACUGAAGAGAGAAGGACGAAGGGAGGCAGAGAGUGAGCGAGGGAGGAAGGCAGAGAGGCCACACAGAGAAAAAGAGCACCCAGGGGCAGAGGGAUCUUUUUGUGACAUGUGAACAAUAAUCAGUGCCUCCGAAAGCCUUACUGCUGCUGACUGGCUGUUUGCUGUUAGCACCAUUUACAGGCCAAACCACGGCGCUGUCGGCCUAACCUGUGUAUUUACCAUCAUGAAGGUAUGAUAAAUGUGGAAUCACUGAAGGAGAACGAGGUAGGGUUAGCGGAGUAACUCAUUAGAACGUCACCGUUUUCAUUGAUUCCUAUUAUAACCUGUUUACACUUAAACCUUUCAUGAUGGGACUGACAACUUCAUGUAAUAUUCAGUAUCUUAACCACUCUCUAUUUAAAUGUUGACAUUUCAGUCAUGUUUUUUUAAUUCCCUCAUGCCUGCAUGUCCCACACAUCACCUGUUGCUUAAAGCUCAGUGGUUUGUCAUCCGGUGUAACCACAACGCUCACCCUGUGCCAAUAAAUCAGCGGGAUCCGCAGCUCAUGACCCCUGA